Molecule: messenger RNA, 846 nt
Organism: Cyprinodon variegatus (sheepshead minnow)
Lineage: Eukaryota; Metazoa; Chordata; Actinopteri; Cyprinodontiformes; Cyprinodontidae
Gene: rprml
Product: reprimo-like protein
Exons: 1
Coding region: 361-696 (111 amino acids)
Source: RefSeq, a predicted model, not a curated record
GAGUACCUUGUUACACCGAAGGGAAACACUGUGCCGAUCUUUGCUUACUGUCUUAAAAAGACUCAACUGAAUUUUGAGGGGAAAAACGUCCUCUAAGUUGGAAAAAAGUUUAUUUGAAGCUAAUGCGACCUUAUCCGACUGAGGUAAUUUGCAAGAUGGUUGCGAUCAUUACGCACGAACGGAGCUACUCUCAAUGUUUGUCAGGACAGUUGUAGAUCAAAAGCGUAUAGUUUUGUCUUUCUUUUGACUUUUGUUUGAAGAUUUACAUAAAAAUCCUCAUUUGGAUUCCAAGUUCUGACUGAGACUGUGCGCCACUGAAGUGGAGUCCUGUAUUUUGGAGCUGAAAACCCGCAAGGAAGUAUGAAUGCUUCUCUUUUCAACAUGACCCAUGGCGCGCUGUUUAACGGGAGCCAGACCCUCGCUGAAGCUUUGGAUACGUAUUCAAAUAACAGCUCAGACAUGGUGAUGACCGGUGACGGCGGAGGGUCCCUGGUGCUGCUGCAGGAUGAGCGCAAACUCUUUGUCAUGCGUGUGGUCCAGAUCGCGGUGCUGUGCGUCCUUUCCCUUACAGUGAUGUUCGGCAUUUUUUUCCUCGGAUGCAACCUGAUGAUCAAAUCAGAGAGCAUGAUUAACUUCCUGGUGAAGGACCGGAGACCUUCCAAAGACGUAGAAACUGUAAUGAUUGGUCUCGGCUAAAGGGCAGAACUCAGACACUGUGGGAGACCCAGAACGGGGAUCCGGGGCGGAUUUUAGGAUCUGCAUGUGCACGGAACAAUCGAAGAUGCUUGAUUUGUGUCAAGAUUGACGAUAUGCAAAGAAACUUUACAUUUCCUUCCAAAAAAAAAA